This is a messenger RNA of Durio zibethinus, 348 nucleotides long. The record is from RefSeq and is a predicted model, not a curated record. Lineage: Eukaryota; Viridiplantae; Streptophyta; Magnoliopsida; Malvales; Malvaceae.
AUGAUAAAUGAAAUACCUUUUGCUGACAUAACAUUGCUAAAGGCUGAAAAGUGUGACCUUCUAAGACUGGCAUAUGCGCAUCAAUUUGGCCACUCAAGGAAGAUUUCUGCAGUGGCAGAGGUCACUAGGAGGUUGUCCAAAAACAAAAACUCCCUUGCAGUUGGAGUAUCAUGCAUUUUGGAUCAUCUAACAACAGUAAAGGCAACACUUAACAAUCAGGGGAAGCUGCGGGCCCUCCUACUCCAUAGAAGCAAACCAAUCUCAUGCUUAAACGUUUCUGGUGAAUUUGACACGAGGGCUCUAGACAAGAUCCCUAGGAUAGGAUUGGCUCUUGCUCUCAAGCUUUGA